Messenger RNA from Emiliania huxleyi CCMP1516, 577 nucleotides. RefSeq lists its product as hypothetical. NCBI's taxonomy places the organism in Eukaryota, Haptophyta, Isochrysidales, Noelaerhabdaceae. Gene Ontology annotation, biological process: regulation of DNA-templated transcription. The annotation marks the transcript as partial. The transcript is spliced from 2 exons. Gene Ontology annotation, molecular function: DNA-binding transcription factor activity, RNA polymerase II-specific; RNA polymerase II cis-regulatory region sequence-specific DNA binding. The record is from RefSeq and is a predicted model, not a curated record. Gene Ontology annotation, cellular component: nucleus.
CACUCUGCCAACCGAUAUGACAAUGCAAACCGCGCCGGACAUCUCGCUGGGCGGCGCUGUCAUCGACGUCAGCACGCUCGACGCCCUCAUAACUGUCGCAAGCCGCGUGAAGGAGGAGAACACCCUGUUCCACCCUUUGCCGCAGCCGCAAGUGGAGAGGACCGGCUCCGACGUCUCCACCUCUUCCACCGACUCGACGGCGUCGUCUGUCUCCGGGUCGGGCGCGCACAAGCGGAAGCGCGGCCAUAGCAAGGUCGCGUGGUCGCGCGACGAGGACGAGAUCAUCUCGGAGAGCGUUGAGCGGCUCGGGCAGAAGUGGUCCCGCAUCGCCUCGCUCCUCCCCGUCCCGCGCACCGACGACUCUGUCCGCAAUCGCUGGCACCGUCUGCAGCGCAAGGCGCUGGCGGCGAGCGGCUCGGGCUCCGGCGAGAGCACCCCGGACGACAAGGGCGGCGACAUGUGGACGGAGGAGGAGGACCGGUACAUCGACCACGCGGUGCGGGUGGAGCGCCUCAAGUGGCGCGCCAUCGCCGCCAACCUUUCCGGCCGCACCGCGUCCGGCUGCCGCAACCGGUGG